Messenger RNA from Carcharodon carcharias (great white shark), 1832 nucleotides. It is a transcript of the gene wdr13, whose product is annotated as WD repeat domain 13. Gene Ontology annotation, molecular function: promoter-specific chromatin binding; protein binding. The transcript has 11 exons. NCBI's taxonomy places the organism in Eukaryota, Metazoa, Chordata, Chondrichthyes, Lamniformes, Lamnidae. The record is from RefSeq and is a predicted model, not a curated record. The coding region runs from base 219 to 1715 and encodes 498 amino acids. Gene Ontology annotation, cellular component: nucleus.
AGGGCAAGGUGGCACGUGACUGGGCACUGCCCACUUAAGGGCACGUGACAAGGGUGCGGUCUCCGUACGCGCAGCCGCAGUUCUGCCCGAGGCUGUCAGCCGGAGCGGCGAAGCUUCGCCGUGGGGCCCUCAGGCCCGAUCUGGAUUGGGGGAAAAAGAUGGUCCUGUGCUUCUGCAGAGGCCCCACAACUCCCUGAAGACUUGCCAGUGCCUGUGGGAUGGCAGCUGUCUGGCAGCAGGUGUUAGCUGUGGAUGCCAGGUAUAACGCGUACCGGACCUCCAACUUCCCGCAGUUCCGCACGCAGUACAUCCGCCGGCGUAGCCAGCUGCUGCGGGAGAAUGCCAAGGGCGGCUUCGACCCUCUCCUGCGGCGCCAGUACCUGAAGCUCCGCAGCCAGCUCCUGGCCCAGCGCUACGGGCCCCUGUCUGAGCAGAGCAGUUUCCGGACUUACAGUAACAGCAUCCGGAGCAGCCGCACCACCCUGGACCGGAUGGAGGAACCUGCACGCACCGUUCCGAGGCCGAACGGGCGGGCCCAGGAUUUUGAGGACGACCUACGCGCCCAGGGAGCGAGGGGGCACAGACGCUCGGUCAGCCGCGGGUCCUACCAGCUGCAGGCGCAGAUGAAUCGCGUGACAUACGAGGAUAAGUCACCAGGCAGCGUGGUGCCCACCUCGGUGGCAGAAGCUAGCCGGGCCAUGGCGGGUGACACCACCCUCAGCGAGAACUACGCCUUCGCAGGGAUGUACCACAUCUUCGACCAGCACGUGGACGAAGCAGUUCCGAAGGUGCAGUUCGCCAACGAUGACAAGAACCGGCUGGCCUGCUGCUCCCUGGACGGGACCGUCUCCAUCUUCCAGCUGGUGCCCACGCCGCCUGCGGUGCUGAGGGUGCUGCGGGGUCACAGCCGAGGGGUCACCGACUUCGCCUGGUCCCUCUCCAACGACGUGAUCGUCACCACCUCGCUGGACGCCACCAUGAGGAUCUGGGCCACUGAGGACGGCAAGUGCAUCCGGGAGAUUCCCGAUCCCGACAGCUCCGAGCUGCUCUGCUGCACUUUCCAACCCAUGAACAACAACCUGACCGUGGUCGGGAACAACAAGCAUAACGUUCACGUCAUGAACAUUUCCACUGGCAAGAAGGUGAAGGGAGGCUCCAGCAAGCUGACAGGCCGUGUCCUUUCCUUAUCCUUCGACUCACCCGGGAGAAUCCUCUGGGCAGGUGACGACCGGGGCAGCAUUUUCUCUUUCCUCUUCGACAUGGCCACAGGUAAACUGACCAAAGCAAAGCGCCUGGUGGUGAGUGAGGGGAGUUCGAUAACGAGCAUCUCUGCCCGAUCCUGGAUCAGUCGGGAGGCACGUGACCCCUCCCUCCUGGUGAACGCCUGCGUCAACAAACUGCUGCUGUACAGGGUGGUGGAUAAUGAGGGUACACUGCAGCUAAAGAGGACCUUCGAAAUUCAGCAGAGCGCGAAUCCAGUCCACAGUAUCUUCUGUCCCCUCAUGUCAUUCCGGCAGGGGGCCUGUGUCGUCACCGGCAGUGAGGACAUGUGCGUCUAUUUCUUUGACGUGGAGCGGGCUACGAAGGCGAUUGUGAACAAGCUCCAGGGUCACAGCGCAGCCGUGCUGGACGUCAGCUUUAACUGUGACGAGAGUUUGCUCGCCUCCAGUGACGCCAAGGGAAUGGUCAUCAUCUGGCGACGGGAGCAGAAGUAACAAGGCUCACCUCCCACUCGAGACAGCCCUCUGCAUGAUGGGCUGUUAGCUGCUAGAUAUUUUAUAUCUAUAAUAUAUUAUAUAUAUAUAUAAAUAUAAAUAUGUGAAAACCUUAAA